This is a messenger RNA of Mangifera indica (mango), 1964 nucleotides long. Its product is annotated as UDP-glycosyltransferase 87A1-like. Bases 350 to 1795 code for a protein of 481 amino acids. The record is from RefSeq and is a predicted model, not a curated record. NCBI's taxonomy places the organism in Eukaryota, Viridiplantae, Streptophyta, Magnoliopsida, Sapindales, Anacardiaceae. The transcript is spliced from 2 exons. Gene Ontology annotation, molecular function: UDP-glycosyltransferase activity.
AAAAGAGCCUGCUGCAUCUCUUCAACACUUUUUUUCCUUCACUUACUUCCUUGCAAAUGAUUAUGAUGGAUUUAAAUUUAGACGAGUAAGAAUAUUAAUAGGUUUGAGCUUGUAUGGGUCGUUGUUAUGAUGGUUAGAGUUUCUAAAUUUAUUGAAAGAAUGAGAUUAUAAUUAGGGGUUUUUUAAAUUUAAUUUUUAAAUAGUAAAAUCACUAUUCUAUACUGAAGAUGUUAAUUUUAUUGUUUAAUUAAUAUUAGCUUCUGGGGAACAGAGUAUGAUCUAAAUAUUUGGCCGGUCACAAGAGCCCUUUUCAUUCAACCGUUGAGUCUCUGAUCUUUGAUAGUUUCCUAUGUCAAAAUCAACCUCAGGCCCGCCCCCAGCUGUUGUUCAAUCCGAAGUCCCAGAAAUGAAGAACCCUGUCUCAUCCAAAGAAAGUCCCCUCUGCCAAGUGGUGGCCAUGCCUUAUCCCGGUCGCGGCCACAUCAACCCCAUCAUCAAUCUCUGCAAGCUAUUAGUUUCCAGAGCCAACAAAAUUGUUGUUACUCUUGUACUCACCGAAGAGUGGCUCAGUUACCUCAGCUCCGAGCAUCUUCCGGAAAAAAUACGCUUGGUUUCAAUACCAAACGUGAUCCCAUCUGAACAGGGUCGAGCUGCUGACAUCAAUGGGUUCUUAGAAGCUGUUUGGACCAAAAUGGAGAAUCCUUUUGAACUUCUUUUGGAUCAACUUGAGCAGCCGGCUAGUGUUAUUAUUGCUGAUAGUUUAUUGUAUUGGGCUGUUGGUGUUGGGAAUCGGAGGAAUAUUCCUGUGGCGUCGUUUUGGCCUAUGUCAGCUAUGACGUUUUCGAUAUUUGAAAACCUCAGCCUUUUAGUUCAGAACGGACACUGCCCAGUUGACUUGAUUGAUAAGGGCAAGGAGCGUGUGGACUACAUCCCAGGAGUCUCUUCAACACGUCUGAUGGACUUGCCGUCGCUCAUCAGUGGCAACGACCAACACAAAUUGCAGCAAUUCCGUAGGAUUUUUUCGUGGGUGCAUAAAGCACAGUAUCUUUUAAUCACUUCAAUCUAUGAGCUAGAACCCCCUGCCAUUGAUGCUUUAAGGGCAAAGUUUCAGUUGCCCAUCUACACUGUUGGCCCUGCUAUCCCUUUGUUCAAGCUUGGAGACAAUUCAUCUUUAAGUCCUACGCCUACCCACAGUGAUAUCAAUUACACAGAGUGGCUAAAUAGUCAACCUGACAGAUCAGUUCUGUAUGUCGCUUUUGGAAGUUUUCAUUCGGUUUCAGGCUCUCAAAUGGAUGAAAUUGCUGCUGGUUUGAGCAUUAGCGGCGUUAGGUUCUUGUGGGUAGUUCGUGAACAAACAAGUAAACUGAAAGAAGCCUGUGGUAAAAUGGGAUUGUUAGUUCCCUGGUGUGAGCAGUUGAAAGUGUUAUCUCAUCGUUGUAUAGGGGGAUUUUGGACACAUUGUGGGUGGAAUUCUGUUAGAGAAGGUGUUUUUGCAGGAGUUCCUUUUCUGACAUUCCCCAUAGGAAUGGACCAAAUGACAAACAGCAAGUUUAUUGAGGAAGAUUUGAAUACUGGUUGGAGAGUUGGGAAGGAGACGAGGGAAAAUUUGGUGACAAGAGAAGCAAUAGAUGCGCUUGUGCGCCAGUUUAUGGAUGUAGAAAACAUGGAAGUCAAAGAAAUGAGGAAAAGGGCCAAACAUCUCCAACAAAUAUGCAAAAAUGCAAUUGCAGAAAAUGGAUCAUCAGAAAUGAACAUCAAAUCCUUCAUUGGGGACAUUUCUCAACGCUAUGUAUGAAACUGAUGAUUUUACCAGGGUGGUAAAACACAGAAUCCCUGCAAUAAUUUCAUUGAUUUAUGUACCUUUGGGCGGUUUAUGUUGGCAGCUUGUUCAGAAACUUAUCAACAUUUUUGUUACAUGCAUCAUCAGAAUUGAAAAAAUAUGUCAAAGUCAUUUCCUUCUGGAA